AAUCUUGCAAUUAUUUUUUAUUCCUUAAAUAUUAAAACUAUUAAACAUUAAAAUUAAUAAACGGAUGAGAACUGAUGCAAUUUUUCAAAUUGCAUAAGAUCUUAUUCCAAGAUACUACUACUAUUACAGGAAGAUACAGAAUUAUUGUAAUUUGUUAUGUAUUUUUCUGAGCUUAAAACAGUUGACUUAAACACUGGGUAUAUUUUUUCUUCAAUAUUUUAUAUCUUCAUUUUCCAUGCGCGUUGUAGGUGGAAGGUGCAGUCUAUAUCAUUAAUGCAAAAGAGUGGACACUCUAAAAGUUAGGCAACAUUAAAUUUCCACUCAACACCCAAAAAAAUCCAAUCUUGUCACAGUUUCUUUGUCUGUUUCCUUUUGGGGUAGCCAACAUCAAUGGAACAAGAAGGACAUCAAUGGACUCAUGAAGAAGAAGAAGAAGAAGAAAUGAUGGAAGGUGGUGCUUUGAUAAGAAAGCAAUCUGUUUCACAUAGCAAGGGAAGUCUAUUAACAAAUGAAGUAACAUUCUCUUCUUCUUCUUCUUCUUCAAGUAGCAAUGAGAGUGAACAUAGCAAUGGAGUUUUUUCAGUGGUCACAGCCCCAGAUGGAUCUCUUGUUCAGAAAGAGGAAGAAAUUGCUGAGAUAGGAGAUGGUGGUGAAGACAGCAACCAUGUUAAUGGUGAUAAAGUAGAUUAUGAAGCUGUUGGGCUUGCACAAGUGGCAGAAUUUGCAGGAGUGGCAACAAAUGGAGAGGUCAUAAGUGGGGUUGCUGUGUCACAGAAUAAGAACAGUGUUUACUUUGAUGAGCAACAAGGAAUGUGGAAAUGUCACCACUGCACAUGGACCAAGAGAUUUGACAGUCCUUGGACUGUGCCAAAUUGGAAUCUUAAGGGUUACCAUGACUUGAUGAUGAAUGUCAAAACUAUGAUUCAACAUGGACCAUGUUUUUAUUGUGAAACUAAAGAUGAUGAAGUUAAUGGACCUAAUGGAGUUCAAAAUGGUGAUGCUUUUGGGUCUGUCCAUCCAACAAAUCUGGGGGAGAGAGAAAUUGAUGUACAAACAGAUCAGUCAGUUAUUCAAAAUAGUCUAUGCAGCGAAGUCACUGAUAAAUGUAUGAAAACUGUGGACAACAAGCUCCCUUCCAUUCCAGAAUUAUCCAAUAUUCAUAAUUCAUCUGACAUACAAGCUACAGCUGUUACAAAUUUUCAUAAAGAAACUAGUACAAAGGAUGCUCCUAACUUGAUAAAAGAGAUUGAUCAGCAGCUGGAAGAAUUUGAUGUUGAGGCAGUGUUGGCUAAACAAGAGACGCAUGACUUGUACUGUCCUAACUGUCAUUCUUGUAUUACUAAAAGGGUUAUCCUCAAAAAAAGAAAAAGGUACCUUCAAAAAUCAGAUACCAAAGCCAAGCGUGAUAAGUUGGAGAUUAUAGGUAGCUCGGAGCUGGUAGAUAGUUCUGCACAACCUGAAGGCAACCAGGAUGAACAUGCAAAUGUAACAUCUGAAUCUGUCAUUGUUGGUCCAGAGCCACCUGCUGAUGAUAAUCAGCCUCAUGGAGAACCAGAAGUAUUCAGAUGUUUAUCAUGCUUCAGCUUCUUUAUUCCUAGUGGAAAAUGUUUUGAACUAUUCCGUAAUUUUGGUGGUGCCAACAAGAAUGAAGGUGCACAAACUCCUUCUAUUGCACCUUCAAGCAAUUUGCAGAAUCCUUCAAAUCUACCUGCAAGCAAUGUGCAGAAUCCUUCAAAUCCACAAGGCUCCAAUGCAAAUUGGCUCAGAUCUCUAUUUACUUUGAAAAGGGGGAAAAAAGCUAGUGAUGCGUCCCUUGAUUAUUCUAGGACUGGUUCUGCUGAGCAGCAUAACUCAGCACCAAUUACUUCAGAUGAGCUAACCUCCCCUGAAAUUGCUCAUCCAAAAGGUCCACUUGCUGAUUCAUCUGUUUCUAAGAAUGUAAAAACUACGCCAGAUAUUAAUCGUGAUCAUGAAGGAAUGAAUUCUGUGAUUUCAUCAACUAAUUUGUCACCUAUACAGUCUUGUACAAAAGGUGCUGGUGAUUUGAUGAAUGGAGUGCAGAAAGUUGAGCAAGAUUUCAUAGAUUUUUCGACAAUGGAACAAUUACUGCACGGAAAACCGAUGAUUAAUGAGGGAGAGAAAAAGAAUGCUUCAGCAGAUAUAACAAAGACAGCAGGUAAUGUUGAAGUUAAGUCGUCAAUGAGCAUUUCUAUUGAGAAGGUUUACAAAUAUGAGAGUGCUACAUUAGCAGUUGCUACUACAACCGAGAUGAAUGUUAAAGCUGAAGAAACUGCAAAAGAUACCAUUCUGAAACCUUAUGAAGGGGAACUUGAAUUUCCUGUUUCUACUACUGUUGGGUCACUAGUCCUUGAGGAAUCACUACAGGAUGUGGACAACAAACAAAAAAUUGUUGAGAAUAAUUAUUCCUCUUCGGUACAAGGAGUAACAUCACCAAUUCAAUCAUCUGGCAGUGCAAUACUUGCAAAUGAUAUAGCUAGUAUUAAACAAAAUUCUGGAAUAUAUGCUAUCUUACCAUCAAAACCAGAUUUUGCACAUGUGCAAAAGGAUAUUGGCAAGGAACUAGAUUCUUCUACCGGAAAACAAAAUGCAGGCGGUGAAGUGAUAGUUGAUGUGGAGAGAGAAUCGUUUAAAUCCACAACAGCCCUGACAGCAGAUAAUAUGCCACCUGAAGGUGCUAUUAUAACAGGAUCACAUACUCUAGUACAAGUUGAUGAACGACCAAGCGAAGAAGUUGGUGAACCUCAAGGAUGGGAAAUACUUAAAAGCAUUGUGUAUGGUGGUCUGGCUGAGUCAAUCACAAGCCUAGGAAUUGUGUCAUCUGCUGUUAGUUCGGGUGCUACCCCAUUGAAUAUUAUAGCAUUGGGAUUUGCAAAUAUCAUUGGUGGACUUUUCAUCCUUGGUCAUAAUCUUAUUGACUUGAAAAAUGAUCACACCGGAGGCGAUCAAGUGCAAACAAAUGUGCAAGAUCGCUAUCAAGAACUACUUGGACGUAGAGCGAACUUCUUGCUUCAUGCUGUUGUAGCUGUUUUAUCAUUCCUGAUAUUUGGUGCUGUCCCCCUUGUUAUCUAUGGCGUCUUGAUCAAUAAGAAUUACUACACCGAAGUUAAGCUUGCCUCAGUAGCAGCUUCUUCUAUUGUGUGCAUCAUUCUACUUGCUAUUGGGAAAGUUUACACAAGCUCACCACCCAAAUCCUAUAUUAAAACUGUGUCAUACUAUGUUACAUUGGCACUUGCAGCCUCAGGAGUCUCAUACAUAGGAGGCAACCUAAUAAAGGAUCUCCUAGAGAAACUUAACCACCAAGAAUCAGGUUUUGCUAUUACCAUGCCCUUAUCAGACACUAGUAAAUCAGCAUGGAUGUCUUACUGAAUCAGUAGGGAUUAAUUAGGAAUUUUGGAAGGAGUUUGACCUUCUAAGGCUAAUUUUCAAAGGUAGUCCAUAGAGGAACUUGGUUAGAAUAAAUAUAUUUGUAGCAAGACAUGCAGGUUCAAGCAACCUUUUAUAUUUUAUGUUUUGUUUUCCUUGCCGAGAAACUCUUGGAUUCAUGUCAUGAAAAGAAAAUUUUGUCAUUCCAUCUU
Cajanus cajan (pigeon pea) is the source of this 3596-nucleotide messenger RNA. Its product is annotated as membrane protein of ER body-like protein. The record is from RefSeq and is a predicted model, not a curated record. NCBI's taxonomy places the organism in Eukaryota, Viridiplantae, Streptophyta, Magnoliopsida, Fabales, Fabaceae.